This is a messenger RNA of Bombyx mandarina (wild silkworm), 776 nucleotides long. RefSeq lists its product as uncharacterized. NCBI's taxonomy places the organism in Eukaryota, Metazoa, Arthropoda, Insecta, Lepidoptera, Bombycidae. The record is from RefSeq and is a predicted model, not a curated record.
UAUAACAGUUGUCCACAAGCUUCCUAUAUAAGUACUCGUUUUGUAAAUAUAAUCCGACAACAUGAUUUUUAUUUCUUGACGGUCACUAUAGUUAUUGUUGAGCAUUUUUGUUAUAUAACAAAACGAAUAGAUAUUUUAGGACGCGUUUAUUAACUGUAAUUGAAUUUAAAAUGUGUUAUUUGAAUAUUAUAUUUCUAACAUGUGCAUUGUUAGCAACAUCAAUAGCACAAAACAGCUCAAAAGAUGCUAUCGGUUUCCCGGAAAUGGAAGAAAAUCCCGAUUUGAGAAAUAAAGAGAAUCGCCAACCAGUGUUCAUUCCGGCAAGAUGUCCGGACAACGAAUUGUUCUAUCCGGGAGACCAAAAAGACGACUGGAUUUGUGAUUGCAGACCAGCGAACCUAUAUCACCCAGGAACAGACAAAUGCUGGCCAGCUUUUCGACAAGGACCAUGUGAAGUCGGACAGUAUCUAGUUCUUCCACAAAAUUCAGUAAUUCCGGUUUGCGAGCAAAACCCUUGCAACACGGAUACAUUAGUUCAAUGGAAUGGGAAUUGUGAAAAAUUGGGAUCUGUAGCUCCUUGUAAUCAUUUAUACCCGAUAUCUUCAUCAUUAGGAGUUAAUUCUACAACAUUAGUAGUUAGCUGCGUGACGCUUUCUCUUGAGACAAGGUUUACAGAAGUAAUAGGAGCGCUAUGUCCUCCUGGGAGUAGACGAAGUGUUAAUGGUAAAUGUGUUCCUACUCUUUUAUAAGUAUUAAAUUAUUUUUAUUUCUAAGUA